Gavia stellata (red-throated loon) is the source of this 372-nucleotide messenger RNA. Its product is annotated as feather keratin-like. Lineage: Eukaryota; Metazoa; Chordata; Aves; Gaviiformes; Gaviidae. The transcript has 2 exons. The record is from RefSeq and is a predicted model, not a curated record. Gene Ontology annotation, molecular function: structural constituent of cytoskeleton. The coding region runs from base 64 to 372 and encodes 102 amino acids. Gene Ontology annotation, cellular component: intermediate filament.
UCCCUCACACACUUCUCCUGACACCUUCUUCUCCGUCUUCCAGGGACCCUCCACACCACAGACAUGGCCUGCUACGACCUCUGCCGCCCCUGCGGACCCACCCCGCUGGCUAACAGCUGCAACGAGCCCUGUGUCAGGCAGUGCGAGGACUCCCGCGUCGUCAUCCAGCCUUCCACCGUGGUCGUCACCCUGCCAGGACCCAUCCUCAGCUCCUUCCCACAGAACACCGCCGUCGGAUCCUCCUCAUCCGCUGCCGUGGGCAACAUCCUCAGCUCCCAGGGAGUGCCCAUCUCCUCCGGUGGCUUUGGCUACGGCUUCGGCUUUGGAGGCCUGGGCUGCUUCGGUGGCAGGAGAGGCUGCUACCCCUGCUAA